UUGAACAUCUCUCCAAGCGAAGAUCUGUCCGCUAGAGCAGUGGACAGGUGGAAGUGUAAUAUAUUUCGAGAAAAUUUUCUUCAUGGUUUAAAACGCGCUUUUUCUCAGAACUUAACUAAAGAUGAUUGCGGGUAUCUUCUCGAUCUGGGGAAUUUAUCUCCUUUUUUCUUGUUUCUUGACUCUAUUCUUCACCGGAAGACCUAUCGCAUAUGCAGCUUGCAGCAGCGGAUUCCAAGAAGACUGUAAUGAUGAUGGCGAAAUGCAUCAUAUUGUUAGACGGGCCAUAUCAUAUCCUUCGUCUGUCUCCAAGUCACUCAAAGCAGACUUCAGCCCAGUGAUCCACAAUAUCACCUAUUACAACACAGGCGACAAGAUUCAGUUCACCCUUAACCUGACUCACAACCAAUCAGUAACUGCUGACCUUAAAACCCAACUUAAAGUCGUUCUUUGGUCCCAGUUUCUGGAACCUGAGCAGAACUCUCUGGUCGGAGGUGUCACGGGGGCCGCGUACAAUUCAAGUGCAAUUUCUUUCGACAUUUCAGGGUUAGCAAGUGCAGAAACGGUGUCCGUCGCUUUCAACGCUACUGUUAAAAGCUCGAUUCAACCUUUGGCGAAUCUCUUCUUCUCUGUGUUAGUCACAGGUAACGGCGUCAGUGGUAGUAAUUACCACUAUGGCCCGGCCUCCUCUCAACCAACCCUAUAUGCUGUUUUUCCGACUGUGUCGCUGUCAAGGAUUGACUAUUCGUACUUGUGGGUGGGCAAUACGACAGGUUAUAGCAUGACCAUUACCAUGCCCAAUCUGGACUUUUCCCUGCUCGUCGAGAUAACGACCAACAUCAACGACUUCUCCUUCAUGGAGCUGCACAAUGUACAGGUCAAGGACGUUGGAACCAACAUUAAAACUACAGCUGGACAAAUUGUCCCACAUCCUACAGCUUCGUAUGACUCCAGCGAGGAAGUGCCUUUUCACGACCGCGCUGUUCUAGAUUUUGGUAAUUUAACUGUCACCGGCAACGAUGCGUCCAAGAACAAAAUCGUUAUAGAUUUCAAUGUGACCAUAAGAGAUCGUCCCCAGCUGGCCAAUAACUCUAAACAUUGGGUAGGCGCAGGCAUGCGCAGUGGAUAUCAGAUGCUGUGGGUUGGACAAGAGGCUCUGUUUGUGUACAAGAGUGAGCCAUCGUUAACGGCCGAAUUCACAACCAUCAACGACACUACCAGCAAUCGAUACCUGAUCGGAGACAAACUGUCCGUUACCUGGGUUGUGAAACACUUGGAGAACACGUCUUACGAAGACGCCAAAAACGUGCGAAUAUCAUUCCAUUCCAACACUCUGAAAAUUUUACAAAGUGUCUACUACAAUGAGUCAGCAAACACGAGCUUACCACUGACCAGAAUAGAUGACUUUCAUUCGAGUGGAGACACCUUCUUGAUCCUUCAACAAGGCCAGGAGAUUACCGGAAAACUUGACCUGGAAGUCAGUGACAAAAUCUCUCCUCUGGAGACCCUGGACAUUUUCAUGCAGCUUAAAUACGAGAACAUGAGAGGAGUUGAAAAGCUCAAUACCAGUCACCAGCCUUCGCCAGCUUACGUGGCCGGGGUCCCAGGCUUCUCUUUGAAACUGAGCAACUCAUCUAAUCAGAUACGCAUUGGUGGCCGCGCCAAAUUCAAGUUCACCAUCCUGAUGAGAAAAAUGAAAUCCACUUUGAAAGUAGAGGUCAUCCUCCCUGUGAACGGGACCUCAAUCAUGUCUUUGGUUUCACUUGAAGUCAAAAGUGUGGGGAAUAAUAUCGCAAACAACAACAACCUUAGCAAGGUGAAGGCAGUUCUCAACUCAACCGUUGGAGACCCGAAGCUUCACGACCGUGGUUCGAUCGAUUUCGGUGAGGUCGCGAAUAUUGCCGGGGACUUAGACGCUCCCGAAAAUAAGAUCGAGAUUGAGUUUGAAAUCGUUGUGAACGACCACGCCAACGUGACAAAUGGCUCCAAGCACUGGGUAGGGGUUGGGGUGCGAGGUGGCAAACGCAUGAUGUGGAUUGGUGAUGUGGCGCUCAUUGCUGAUGUCCCUCAAGACAGAAGACCAAUAUUACAGGUUGAAGCUUCUUGCGUUCUGCCAAAUUCAAAUUUGACUUGCAAAGAUUCGACAACUUUGGAUAAAAGCUCUAAAGUUUAUUUCCGUGGAAUAGUGUCUCAUCAUGAAGACUCACAGCAAUAUGCAGAAAAUGUUAAAGUGUUCUGGAUGCUGCCACCUUAUGUUAGCUAUUCCAAAGAAAAUUACAGUUCUGGAAUUAGCUACGACGAAACCCAACAAGGCCCCAAGUUUAGCUUCCUGGACAAGAAGCUGCAUUUCUUGGACCGUUUGUCGUUCUCAGUCGAGGGGACGCUGGAUCCAAAAGGAGUCAUGCCCCCGGGUGAUACUUACGCUGUGUCGCCGAUACAACUGACAUACAGCCCCUACAGUGUGUCAGCGGUGUACGGAGCUCCACUUGUACCAGUCUCUUUUAAGUUCAAGUCGCCAGGUGAUGGUGCUCCGGAACAAACUAAUACAGAACUUAAAGAGAUUUAUAACAGAGGAUUUCUUGUAGACGAAGACCUUGGUAUUUUAUACGUGUGCCAGAAAUCAAGCGAGAGGUUGCAGUCAAGUUGCUUCUCAACAGCCGACCAAGGUUCCUCCUGGACUGCUGUGGACCAACAAGUGGGAUAUAUCAUUGGUAAGGCUGGAGACGACUUGUAUGGCAUUGCGCGUAACAACUGGGCGUAUAUGCGCAAACGAGGCAAGGAAGGGGCCUGGUAUGGAAUAGAGCAAGCCGUUUGGGACAAGGCCAAGAGAGAUUUAAGCUUCACCCCUAUCAAGCAAGAUAAUGCCAACAGUGGGGAUCCUGGAGAUGCCGAGACCAAGGGAAAGGAUCCUAAUAAAUGGGGAGGGAACGCUCAAGGAGUGUUGUUGAAAGUAAAUCACAGCUGGCAGUUGAAGGCUCAGUGGAAGUGCUGUGGAAAAUGAUCCAACUUUUUUCUAUUAGUACAAAGCGGCAGAUUUUGACACCUAAAGUAUUAAAUCUUUGGUAGAGAAUAUUGUUCUAACCCUGUAUCAUAGUCUGUCUAACAGGUAUUUCACUCUGAAAAAGCGCCUCUUACUAUUCCAAGCUCGGUAAAUGGUUUGAUGUAGUUAAAGAAGAUCAUUUAUUCACGCCCAAGUAACGGCAAAUAGUGCUGGAUGGAAGUUUGAAGAAGCCCGAUUUCAACUGCAUCGAGUUAGAAAAUUUCUAAAAUGUAAAUAGUAUCGUCUUAAGUCUUUGUAGAGCGGGAUCACACUUGCUAAUUGCGCAAGAAUGAAUUGUAAUACCAGCUCGGCUUGUUGAAUAAACUUUCACUUAAUCUUUUAAAAGACUGA
This is a messenger RNA of Stylophora pistillata, 3388 nucleotides long. RefSeq lists its product as uncharacterized. The record is from RefSeq and is a predicted model, not a curated record. NCBI's taxonomy places the organism in Eukaryota, Metazoa, Cnidaria, Anthozoa, Scleractinia, Pocilloporidae.